AAACUUCCCCGCAACCUAACAAGAAAAUCGCGUUUUCUCAACAACGUAUCAAGAGAAUCGAAAAACAAGUACAUUUUGGAAUUAGCAUGCCACAAUACGCCGAAAACGACCUCCAAUUCGCCACCAACGAUGUCCGCAAGGGGAUGGCGAUCCACAGAGCGUCCCGCGCUUAGAACAUUGGAGAAGUACACGAUUGGCAACAGAUUAGCGAAAGAGCUUUAUCAGAGGUUGUCGGACACAGAGAAAGCACUUUACAGACUAGGUGAUUCGAAGGACCCCCGGGCUCGCUGUAACGGGCUGGGACAAGGAUGGAGAUUCGAGAUCCUGCUCUGCUCAGCCUUCUAACCAUCUCUUCACAUUUACAUUUCACCCAAGACUUCAAUCUUCAACAUGGCCGGCGAGACCGGGGCCGCGGGUCUUUCCCUCUCACUCUCGAUGAUUAUAGCCGCAUUCUUCGGCAUCUCAUGCUAUAAUGCCGUCGAAAUCGCUAUUUCCAUCUUCUACACGUUCAAGAAACGACGAGGUUUGUACUUCUGGAGCAUGUGCGUGGCCACGUUCGGCAUACCGCUCCAUUCCAUCACAGUCUUGUUCCGCCUUUACGCUGUCGGCCCAGACUUCGUCAUGAGCGUCCUCAACGACCUGGCCUGGUACUUCAUGGUGACCGGCCAAGCCGUUGUCCUAUACUCUCGCCUCCAUUUGCUGGUUCACAAUACAGCGGAGCUCCGCUGGGUUCUCACCAUGAUCAUAACAAACUUUUGCAUUCUCCAUAUCCCAACCACAGUCCUCUUCCUGGGUGCCAAUUCCGGAAACCCUGAUCCUUUCCUUGGCGGGUUCCGGGUUUUCGAGAGGAUUCAUAUCAUUGGCUUCGCCCUUCAGGAACUCAUCAUAUCUGGACUUUACAUCUACGAAGCCUACAAACUCGCUCGAUGUCUUCAACCCGCCCUGGCAGCUAGGGGCCGCGAGGAGUCGAGGGUCAUGUCACACUUGAUUCUUGUCAACGCCCUUGUCGUCCCCUUGGACCUAAGCCUGGUGCUCUUUGAGUUCACUGGCUUCUAUGUCAUCGAGGCCACCAUGAAACCAGUCGUGUACAGCAUCAAGCUCAAAAUGGAGUUCAUUGUCCUCAACAAGCUCGUGGCUCUCGUGUGGCACGAUCACGGCUGCGGGAGCACCUAUGGGCAGAGAGGCGACAGCAUUCCUACGCACGCGAGCUACCCCUUGCAAAGCCAGAGUCCCGGCGUCGAAUCGGGCUCCGGCGCCAGGGUGGCCAGCAACCUGGUCAGAUUCGUCGUCUCAUUCAUAGAAGAGGCACACGCUAGAUCCGGCUCGAAGACACAACAACGGAGCCCCGAGAGAUCGCAUGCGGACUACCAGAGGGAUCACCCGCAUCCCCAGUCCUCUUCAUGCUAUACAUAG
Molecule: messenger RNA, 1413 nt
Organism: Ilyonectria robusta
Lineage: Eukaryota; Fungi; Ascomycota; Sordariomycetes; Hypocreales; Nectriaceae
Exons: 2
Coding region: 391-1413 (340 amino acids)
Source: RefSeq, a predicted model, not a curated record